Drosophila mauritiana is the source of this 2054-nucleotide messenger RNA. Its product is annotated as homeobox protein Mohawk-like. Gene Ontology annotation, biological process: regulation of transcription by RNA polymerase II. The record is from RefSeq and is a predicted model, not a curated record. The coding region runs from base 91 to 1734 and encodes 547 amino acids. NCBI's taxonomy places the organism in Eukaryota, Metazoa, Arthropoda, Insecta, Diptera, Drosophilidae. The transcript has 9 exons. Gene Ontology annotation, molecular function: DNA-binding transcription factor activity, RNA polymerase II-specific; RNA polymerase II cis-regulatory region sequence-specific DNA binding.
GCCGGGCUGUAACACUGGGAAAUCCAGUGUUUAGUCCAAUUAAAUAAUAGUGGCCCAUUUUCGGGCAUCGCAGCUUAAGCCUUAGCUGCAAUGAUAUCGCCGGAACAAGAAGAGGUCAAUAUGGUCCUGGAUCGCCAUGUACGGCAGAAUAUCCAGGACAUGAUGCACGAGGCUCAAGUCCAGGCCAGCCUGUUGGAGAACGAUGGACGUGUCCGUUUCCACUUGGACUCGAGUUUGGACCAGGAUUCCCUUCAAGCCGUCGUGGGUAUGGAUCAGAGCACCGAACAGGGCGCCAAUCAGGUGCAAAACUACCGCGACAUGAUGGUGGACAGUGAGCAUCACAUCGACAUUAAUGGGUCGCUGCGCAAGCGUCGUGGGAAUCUGCCCAAGUCCUCUGUAAAGAUUUUGAAGCGUUGGCUUUAUGAGCACCGCUAUAACGCCUAUCCGAGUGAUGCGGAGAAGUUCACCCUGUCCCAAGAGGCCAAUCUGACGAUUCUUCAAGUGUGCAACUGGUUCAUCAAUGCACGUCGCCGCAUUCUACCCGAGAUGAUCAGACGUGAGGGCAACGAUCCCAUGCACUUCACCAUAUCGCGACGUGGCAAAAAGGUUACCCCCAACUGUUCGGUAUCAUGUGCGUUGACUGGGCCGAAUCCCGCACACGGAAGUCCCGCCUCCGAAGUGGUCGUUGGCGCCACAGAGGAGGUGGAUGGCGCUGGUGAGAUUCACGAGGGCAUCGCCAAUGUGCUGACCAACUUUGAGCAGUAUGUGCAGGGCCCCAAUGGACAAAUGGUCAAGAUGGAGCCGGAGUACGAGGACAGUGUCAUCUACAGCUGGCAGCAGGCCAUUGCAAACAACCCGAUGGGCUUUCAAAGUCUUCACUCCUCGCUGCAAGCAACCAUGAUCGAUAAAAUUCAAAACUAUCAGAUGCGCAAGGCUGCCGCCAUGGGGGUUUCGGCUGGCUCAGGUGGUGCUGGUGGGUCGAACUCUAGCUCCAAUUCUGCCACAUCCAUACUGCCAUACAGCCUUUUUGGCCAGCUGCCGCCAGAGUUCGAUGACGAAGAAAAGCCAAGACCUCCGAAGCGCGUAAGAACGCGGACGAUUGCUGCAAAGAAUCCUAGGGAGAAUGCCAAGCAAGCCAAGCCUAAGACUGGGAAAAAGCAAGAAUCCAUGUACUGCCAUAAGGAUUCAUACGGCGGAAUCGUGGGGACUCCUAGGUCCGAGGGCGAAGAGAGUGCCCAAGGAUACGAGUCCUGUGGGCCGAACAGCGAGGAGGAAGUACGCUUCGAGACCUCCCAUGAUUGGCAGAGCGUAAUAAAAACUGUAUUUGGUACUGAGGAAGUCAGCACUUCGGCUGGCAAUAAUCCAGGUACCUCUGGUUCGAAGGAAUCUGGUCAGAAUACCGUCUUCUGGAAUCGCAAUCAGCAGACUGCGAAGCGUGACGAAAAUCAACACUUGACAGACUACGAAAGCGAGCUGAAUAAAAUACAGGCCUCGGAAAUCCAGACAAUCGAUUCUACCAGCUCCAAUCAACAGGACAUCGGUGAUAAUCUGCAGGUGGACGAGGUGUUCACUGCCGCUGAAGCAGAAGCUGGCCAGAGUCAAUUAUCUGCUAUAUCGCAGGGUCCACAUGAGCGUGGCAAGUACAAGUGUCUCUAUUAUCUAGUGGAAACUGCCAUGGCUGUGCGCCAAAACGAUGACGUCCAGGACGACGAUUUCGUUUACAUGGGAGACUAGAGCUCCAAACCAAAUACCCACGCAACAGAUCCCGACUUCCCAAAGUGCCGAGGCGUGUAUAUAGAAAUAUAUAUAUAUAUAUAUAUAUUUAAGUAAUUUAAUCAACCAGCACUUGACCCAAAAAUUUGCCUCUAACCCAUGUUAAUUAAUUAGGUUACUAAUAAUUACAUAAUGUACAAAGCUAUAGAUCAAUUCGCAAUGCCACCGCCCAAAUACCCUUUCCACCAAAUCAAUUCACAAACAAAUCGACUUAGUCUUGGACCUGACUCUUUAAACUAAACAUGAUUGUGUACACUACUUAUACAUAAAUAAAACAAAAA